Messenger RNA from Euleptes europaea (tarantolino), 636 nucleotides. Its product is annotated as oncostatin-M-like. Lineage: Eukaryota; Metazoa; Chordata; Lepidosauria; Squamata; Sphaerodactylidae. The transcript has 3 exons. The record is from RefSeq and is a predicted model, not a curated record. Gene Ontology annotation, cellular component: extracellular region. Gene Ontology annotation, biological process: immune response; oncostatin-M-mediated signaling pathway. Gene Ontology annotation, molecular function: cytokine activity; oncostatin-M receptor binding. The coding region runs from base 1 to 636 and encodes 211 amino acids.
AUGGCGACUAAAGCCUUUGUGCCCUCACUGGUUAUCCUGUGCCUAAUGCUAGAGAACUCCAGUGCCAGCUUGUGCUCGACUACCUUUGAAGCAUCACUCAGCCAAACGAAACUACUCAUAAUGCACAUAGAAGGUCGAACGAAGCAACUGUAUGAGACCUAUAUGACUCAUCAAGGCCUGCAUUCAUUACCAACUCACUUGUGCCAGCAUAAAAUUUCUUGGUUUCCCAAGGGAGAUAUCACUAAGAAAACAGGCAGUAUGCUGCGGAGGUUGCACAAAACUUUGGCGCAUGUGCAUAACUCCCUCGCGGUCAUCAGAGAGCAACAGAGAGCUCUGAACCACAGAAAUUCUUUGCUGCUUGAAGAACUGAAGGCAGCGCGCUUGUCAGUAAAGGGACUUCUCCAGAACACUAAAUGCGCCCUCGGCUUACGGGGACAGACCCCGACUAGCAUCUCUCCCCUGACAAGACCUACAGACCCUCCAUCCUUUGAUGCAAAGAUUAACGGAUGCCGCGUGCUCUGGAACUACUCGCAGUUCAUCAGUCAUUUAUCCCAGGCCUUCAAAAGCAGGCGGUCCGAAGGGGCAGGCCCCCGCAGCCCAAAAAGAGACGCAGACAGGCACACUGCUACUUUGUGA